Messenger RNA from Nicotiana attenuata, 770 nucleotides. RefSeq names its product probable carboxylesterase SOBER1-like. NCBI's taxonomy places the organism in Eukaryota, Viridiplantae, Streptophyta, Magnoliopsida, Solanales, Solanaceae. The record is from RefSeq and is a predicted model, not a curated record. Gene Ontology annotation, biological process: protein depalmitoylation. Gene Ontology annotation, cellular component: cytoplasm. Gene Ontology annotation, molecular function: carboxylic ester hydrolase activity; palmitoyl-(protein) hydrolase activity.
AUGGUGCUGUCAUGCCGUCAUGGUUUGACAUUCAUGAAAUACCAGUGACAGCUAGUUCGCCAAACGAUGAUAGUGGUCUGCUCAAAGCGGUUAAGAAUGUUCAUGCAAUGAUCGAUAAAGAAAUUGAUGCUGGCACUAAUCCUAAUAACGUUUUCAUAUGUGGAUUUAGUCAGGGAGGUGCAUUAACAUUAGCAAGUGUUCUUCUGUACCCAAAAACUCUAGGAGGAGGUGCCGUAUUUAGCGGAUGGGUCCCCUUUAAUUCUUCUAUAUUAGAGAAACAAACUCCUGAAGCUAAAAAGACUCCUAUUUUGUGGUCUCAUGGUAUCGCUGAUAGGACAGUACUAUUUGAAGCCGGACAAGCAGGACCACCUUUCCUGGAGCGAGCUGGUAUGACUUGCGAAUUCAAGGCUUACCCCGGUCUUGCUCAUUCGAAAAACAACGAGGAGUUGAAGAACUUGGAAUUGUGGAUCAAGACUCGUCUUCAAAGCAAUUCUUAAAGAUCCACAUGAUAUUCGAUUUGCUGUUCAUUCAAUCGUCUUCAAACCAUUUCAUACAAUCAAGCUCUUGAGUUCAAAAACUGUUGUUCAUUUGCUGCUUAAUUGUUUGUGUGAUGAGCUUGCUUCAUAUUACAAUAUUUAUAUUGAGUUGGAAUGCCUUCUCAUUCACAUAUUAAUUCUUCUACUGUAUUUGUUGACUCAUUCACAAUUGUACUUAUGAAAUAUGGGACAAGUAGUUGAACUGUUAAAUUGAAAGAAAAUUGUUGGAUUAUA